AUGUGCCACUCGUCCGUGAUGCAAUCUAAAUUGUUUCCUGUUCCAUUCUCGCCCGUGCGCCUAAACGCGCUGCUCGCGCUCACCGACGUCUGUGUCCGGUGGGUGACCGUAUUUAUAGCAACACUGAAAGCGGGGGCGGGGUGCGGACGGAUGUGCCACUCGUCCGUGAUGCAAUCUAAAUUGUUUCCUGUUCCAUUCUCGCCCGUGCGCCUCAACGCGCUGCUCGCGCUCACCGACGUCUGCGUCCGGUGGGUGACCGUAUUUAUAGCAACACUGAAAGCGGGGGCGGCGUGCGGACGGAUGUGCCACUCGUCCGUGAUGCAAUCUAAAUUGUUUCCUGUUCCAUUCUCGCCCGUGCGCCUAAACGCGCUGCUCGCGCUCACCGACGUCUGCGUCCGGUGGGUGACCGUAUUUAUAGCAACACUGAAAGCGGGGGCGGCGUGCGGACGGAUGUGCCACUCGUCCGUGAUGCAAUCUAAAUUGUUUCCUGUUCCAUUCUCGCCCGCGCGCCUCAACGCGCUGCUCGCGCUCACCGACGUCUGCGUCCGGUGGGUGACCGUAUUUAUAGCAACACUGAAAGCGGGGGCGGCGUGCGGGCGGAUGUGCCACUCGUCCGUGAUGCAAUCUAAAUUGUUUCCUGUUCCAUUCUCGCCCGUGCGCCUCAACGCGCUGCUCGCGCUCACCGACGUCUGCGUCCGGUACACUUGCAUCGUGGAGCCUCUCCUGGACUCGGUGUGCCAGUGCGUGAAUGUGGAGACUGUGCCUCCCCUAAGGCGCGCGGCAGCUCGCGCUCUGACACGUCUGCUGCUCGCCGGCUACCUGCGUCUACGCACGCCGCUUUACUACCGAUACUGCGCCUUGCUAGCGGACGAGGACCACGACGUUCGUGAACCGGCGGAGUACUACGUGAGCAGCUGUCUCACCAGCGACUCCAUCUACCACCACUUCGUUGACUGCAUCUUGCACUACAACGGCGAGGACGCGGAGCCGAUUUCGUUCGACGCACGGCAGCUGAUCUACGACGUGAUGCUGCAGCGGCUCUCGCUGGUGCAGAAGCUGAACGUGCAGUGCCGGCUGGCGCGCGAGGUGCUCGAGCACGCGGCCGACGUCACCGACGAGAAGGGCGGCGAGGGCGAGCUGCCGCCCGCGCUGCACGCUGCCCUGCUCGACACCAUCACGCUGCUCUGCGGGCCGCGGAUGCGGCUGCCCAAGAAGCCGCAAACAACAGGUGAUAUGGCAGACAUAGAUGACUUACAAGAGAGGGUCACUACAAACAUCGUUUCACAUAAAAUGAAACGCACCGUGGCGGAGGUGCUGGUGCCGGCGGUGUUGCGGCUCUACGCCCGUAUGCGCCCGCACGGAGGCCAACUAGCAGCUUAUUUAGUGCGAAUCGCCACCGACCUCCUCAACGACUACCGCCAGGAGAUCGAGGAGCUGAUCGACAACGACGAGGAGCUGGUGCGGCGCGUGCAGCACUUCCAGCAGACGAUCGGGCUGGAGCCGUCGUUCGGGAACGCGCGCAACCUGGUCACCGCCUCGGCGCCCCCCGACCCGGACACGCCGCGCGCACAGCGCAGGCGCGCGCCCAGGGGCGGCCGCGAGUCGCCCAGGAAGCGCCCGCUCAGGAUC
Molecule: messenger RNA, 1629 nt
Organism: Iphiclides podalirius (scarce swallowtail)
Lineage: Eukaryota; Metazoa; Arthropoda; Insecta; Lepidoptera; Papilionidae
Source: the annotation of a GenBank genome assembly